Molecule: messenger RNA, 546 nt
Organism: Diuraphis noxia (Russian wheat aphid)
Lineage: Eukaryota; Metazoa; Arthropoda; Insecta; Hemiptera; Aphididae
Product: zinc finger MYM-type protein 1-like
Source: RefSeq, a predicted model, not a curated record
AUGGAAAGAUGGUUAAAUGAUAAAUCAAUGCGUCCUUAUCAUGUAACAUAUCUUGGAUCAAAGUCACAAAAUGAAUUUAUUGAACUACUUGCUGCUAAAAAUCGUAAAAUUGUCGUACAAGAAAUUUGUAAGUCACAAUUGUUUACAGUUAUGGCUGAUACUACACCAGACAUAUCAUUAAAAGAUCAAUUAGCUGUAUGUUUAAGAUAUGUUGAUCAAAAUGGAAUAACAAAUUCACGUUUACUGGAUGUAGUCAAAUCUACGAAUAAAACUGGAURUGGAACAGCAAAAUCAAUUUAUGACUGUCUCGUUAAGUAUGAAAUUAAUACUGAUAAUUCAGCUUUUCGAUCGUAUGAUUAUGCGAGCAAUAUGAGUGGGAUCAAAAAAGGUGCUCAGCGUUUCUUAACUGAAUUUUUAGGUCAUUCAGYAGCAUACAUUCCAUGUCAAGCACAUAGGAUGAAUACUUUUUUAGAACACAGUUGCGAUGCUAGUCCUAUAAUUGGUGAUUUAAUUUUUGUACUUGAAAAUAUUUAUAUAGAUAGGUAG